Mycosarcoma maydis (corn smut) is the source of this 1893-nucleotide messenger RNA. RefSeq lists its product as uncharacterized. Gene Ontology annotation, molecular function: copper ion binding; oxidoreductase activity. Lineage: Eukaryota; Fungi; Basidiomycota; Ustilaginomycetes; Ustilaginales. Bases 1 to 1893 code for a protein of 630 amino acids. The transcript is spliced from 4 exons. The record is from RefSeq and is a predicted model, not a curated record.
AUGCAGCGUUACAUAUCACCACUUUUCACAGCGCUUUUAGUGCUUUCUAGCACUUGGAUGGUGUUUGCAAAGACGGUACAGCAUGACUGGACCAUUUCACCGCUAUACGAGGCACCAGAAGAUGGUCAUUAUCGAAUGACGUUUGGCAUCAAUGGACAUACGCCUGGCCCAGUGCUGGAAUUGGACCAAGGUGACGAUGUCGAGAUUUCAAUCCACAACAGCCUGCCAGUGGAUAUCACGAUACACUGGCACGGAAUCUUGCAGAUCGGUAGUCCGGAAAUGGACGGUGUUCCGGGAGUAACGCAAUGGGCGAUUCCUCCGUUGGGCGACUACACGUACAAGUUUACACCGACGAAUCAAACAGGUCUACACUGGUACCACGCUCAUCUGCGCGGCUACCUGGAUGAUGGGGUGAAAGGGCUGCUGUACAUCCGACCAUCGGCGCAGCGUCCACGACCGUUCCAGCUGAUCGAUCCAAGUGGAGACCAAGUGGCCGCUAUGCAACAAGCCGAAGACUCGCCUCGAAACUUGGCAUUGUACGAUUGGAAACACGUGCAAGAGGACGAGGCGCUGGCAAUGUUCUUUGCGAGCGGUCGUCCAACCACGUGCGUCGACAGUGUGCUGUUCAACGGCAAAGGUAGCAUCUAUUGUGCUAGCGCCGAGACGCUGAAUCAAGCUGCGGGCGGUCGGUUCGACGCUAUGCCCUUCUUCGAGAGCAAGUUGGAUGCGCGUGGAUGCCUUGUGAUCCCAGGCUCGGGCAUUUACAGUGCUCACACCAUCACGUCGCCCAUGGGAUGCAGCAACAGCACUGGCCAGCUCGAGAUCGUUCCGACACAUUCAGAGUGGACCUUGAUCAACCUUGCCAAUGUGGGAGGCGAGUGGACGUGGGUUUUCAGCAUCGACGCUCACGAUCUGUGGGUGAUUUCAGCGGAUGGAGACUACAUUGUUCCGGAAAAAGUGCAGGCAUUGCCCGUCAGCAUCGGUCAGAGGUACGGAGUCAUGGUCAGGACAGACAAGCCGGACGGAGGCGACUACUACAUUCGAGCGAAUAGCGCUGGAUUCGCCCAGGUGAUGGGAGGCGUUGGAAUUUUGCGAUACCAAGAUGCGCCGCACCAGAAGCGACGAACGACGGAGCAGACCAGCGUCUCGGUCGCGGAUCCAUGGCGCGACAUGAGCCGAUCGCACGUCAAGUACAACGCUACACCUGCUGAGGGUACCAGCACAUACGAUCCCAUCAAGUCGAUGCCAUUCAUCGCCGACGCGCCACCGUCCAAGGUCGACAGGACAUUGAUCUUCCACGCUAACCAGAGCGAGCCAACCGUGUUUUCGAUCGCAUCGCGCCCGCUUCGAAUGGUAGAAGAGUUGAAUUUGCCCGUCUUGUUUUCCAACUCGUCCCAGUACACUGGUACGCGCGAUCCAGAUUGGCUGAUCCGCAUCGCCAAGGGAGACGUGGUGGAUGUGAUUCUGCAAAAUGCACAGAACGCUCUGUUUCCAGCGCCCGCCGAACCACCGCAUCCGAUCCAUCUGCACGGUCACAAGUUCUGGGUAUUGGGAUCCAACGAGUAUGACGAUUGGCAAUUCCAAAGUGCCGCCGAAGCUAUGGCGCAUGGUGUGCAGCUCAACCUCGAUAACCCGCCCAAGCGCGAUACGUUUUUGCUGCCUACGGCGGGAUGGUUGGUAUUGCGCUUUGUAGCUGACAAUCCUGGUGCUUGGAUGCUGCACUGUCACAGAAUGGGAGUUGUCUUCCUAGAGGGGGAAGACGAGAUCGCGGCUAUCCCCGAUCGAUUCCAGAAGCGACCGACCGCACAUGUUGCUCACCAAGGAUGGCAGACAGAUGCGCGGACCAAGCGCUCCUUGGACGACUCAGCUCGUCACCCGGCUCUUUUCGUGUAG